This is a messenger RNA of Pungitius pungitius (ninespine stickleback), 4905 nucleotides long. RefSeq names its product BCAR3 adaptor protein, NSP family member (gene bcar3). Gene Ontology annotation, molecular function: guanyl-nucleotide exchange factor activity; phosphotyrosine residue binding. The transcript is spliced from 20 exons. NCBI's taxonomy places the organism in Eukaryota, Metazoa, Chordata, Actinopteri, Perciformes, Gasterosteidae. The record is from RefSeq and is a predicted model, not a curated record. Bases 647 to 3691 code for a protein of 1014 amino acids. Gene Ontology annotation, biological process: positive regulation of peptidyl-serine phosphorylation; small GTPase-mediated signal transduction.
UUUGCGUAGGCGCUCUUCUUCGCCCUCCAUUGUCUAGCACGCACGAGCAGACGAUGUGAAACAGCGCCCUCUGCGGUCACAGUUUCUGAUGGGUCACAGAUUUCGGUGUAACACCGGCCGGGACAAAUAAAAAAUUGCCCAUAAUUCGGGAUGUCACGAGUAAUACGGGACGGUUGGCAAACCUAGCUCGCAGGCAGCAGAGGAGAAGGUGCAGCAGGUGUCUGAGUCUGACAGUGAAGUCCAGGAGGCACAGAGUGAGCAGGAGAGUGUCAUUGAAAUGAUGCCCAAUAUCCGCGAAGUGGGGAUGAAUGGGCCUAAAAGGGUCAAAUGGACCAAGGAAGCCAUGGUUCAUGCCGUCCAGGAGGUGAAGGAAGCCAGGACGUUUGGAGUCCCAAAGUCCAGCCUGUGUGACGGAGUCUCUGGACGUGUCGCUGUCGACUGUGUGCACGGCCAAAAAAACGCUUCUCACCUCUGAAGAUGAAGUUGGAGUAUUGUUUGCACUGCGCCAGUCAAGGCUACCCUCAAAGAAAGCAUCAGAUACCAGCCGAGGUGUCGACGGACAAUGAGGUCGCGGUCCUCCGUGGACUGAACACUUGCGGUCAUCAGCGCAGACGGAGCUCCACCGUCUCAGCGAGCGGAGUCCACGAUGCAUGCAGGAGUCCGCUGCGAGGACCUGCUCCACCUCUCGGAGUAUGACCUCUUGGAGCUUGGAGUCCACAAUCACCUUCACCGCCUGCACCUUCUCACUUCUCUACGCCUCCUCCAGGAGCGGGAGAGGAGGAGAGACUUGAGGAUGAUGGCCGAGGGGCGUUUCGCCAGUCUUCCCAGGUCCCUCCAUGCACACCACUCCCUGGCAGGAGGCCCUGCACACCCUGGGAUCCCCUCCAAUUCCCUCAGUGUCCCCAGCGGCAACGCCUGCUCCUCCAGGGGGCUCCAGGCCUCCCUUUCCUCCUCCAUGGACCUCCUCAGCUCCAGACCUGGUCUCCCUCCAGGGCAGGGCAGCAGCCAAUCACAGCUGUCCACUUCUACCUACCAGCCAGUGUCCAUUCACGGAACUCUGCCUCGACGCAAGAGGGGUGGGGCCAACCUCAACCAAGACAACUCUACGUGGGACCCCAGAGCCAAUCACAUGCAACAGACACCUUGGGGGAAAGCAUCACUGGUCCCUGGACACACCCAUCAACCCCUGACCUCUCCGCUGGUCCAAAAUAUCAUCGAUGACUGUCAUGGUUACAGGGAGCCUGUUGCCGGCCUGGACGCCACGGUGGACUAUGUGAAGUUCUCCAGAGAUCAGUUCAUCGUGGACUGCCCCUCCGAGAAACUACGUAAAGAGCUGGAGGAAGAACUGAAGAUGAACUGCGAGGAGCCGAAAAGCCACGCAUGGUACCACGGAGCAAUUCCCAGACAGGUUGCAGAAUACUUGGUUCAACGUGACGGAGACUUUCUGAUCCGUGAUUCGCUCUCCAGUCCAGGGAGUUAUGUUCUGACCUGCCAGUGGCGAAAUGCUGCCCAGCACUUUAAAAUCAACAAGAAGGUCGUGAUGCUGAAUGAAGCCUACUCCAGAGUCGAGUACCGACUGGAGAGGGAAGGGUUUGACAACGUCCCUGCACUUAUACGAUACUACGUCGGCAACAGAAAGUCCGUCUCCCAGGUGGUGGGGGCCAUCAUCUUCCAGCCAAUCAACAGGGGGCUGCCGCUACGCUGCUUGGAAGAAAAGUACGGCCUGUCCAGCCACCACCGGGACUCGCUCAUGGCGCAGGAGAGGCGCAGUCGGAAGCGCCUCAGCCUCAACAUUCCCAACGGACACACACAGGACAACACCCAGGCCGCGCCAAACGGCACCCACUGCCGGGACAACGGCGCGAGCCAAGGCAGCCAGCUCAGGUUUAAGGAUCGCUGUGGCAGCCAACCAGCAAGUCUCAAUCAGGCCCCAGAGAGGCGACGGCCGCUGCAGGCGCACCAGUCAGAAAGCUACCUGCCUCUCGGAUCCAAACCACAGCGCUCUCCCGAUCCUCUCCUCCCGAGCCCGAGCCCCAAGUCGCCGGUGUUUCGGACGGGCAGCGAGCCCAUGCUGAGCCCCUCUGUCCCACGGAGGUCCGCAGAGCUUCUGGCAGGCCAGGCCCUCCGGGGCUCUGACAGCCAGCUGUGUCCCAAACCGCCCCCCAAACCCAGCAAGGUGCCGCUGGCUCGGCUGCGUCGCUCCCCCUGCCUCCAGCCUCCGGUUCCCCCCUCCAGCGCCCCAACCCUCCCCUCCCCAUGUGUGGAGACUCUCGCGUCGCAAUGGAGCAGUGAAGCCACCGCAGGCCCUCCUGUCCCUCCAGUCAAACCCCUGAAGUUCCUCCAUCAGCUCCGCCCUGAACCCUCUCGCGGAUUCUCCGCUUCUGCACCUUCACCUGCUGAACUUGUCCGGGGUUCUGAAUCAGAAGAAGCCGCAGGACGGACUGAUCGGCUGCAGCCGAGCCCGGCGGACCUGAGGCCCCGCAGCCCGCUCGAGUGGCAGGGGUCGAAUCCCCUUCAUCCCAUCACAGAUGUGGAAACCCUGCCCCCGCUCUGCAGCUACGUGGAGCGACUGAGGAGAGAAGGGGAGGCGGUGAGAGAGGAGGAGGAGGAGGAGGAGGAGGAGGCUGGAGGGAGAAAAGGACUGGACAGGAGCUCCUACCAUCACGCCAUCACCGCCUUAGAAAACACCAGCGAGGAGGAGGAGGAGGAGGAGGAAGACAAGAGGAGGCGUUUCCAGCGGCCGGUGGAAGAGACGGAGUCGGCGUUCCAGCCGGCCCGGUUCGGAUCUCGACUUCUGCCGCCGGAGAACAAGCCGCUGGAGAUGGUGGUCCUGAAGAGAGCCAAGGAGCUGCUGCUCAGCCACGAUCACCACAGCAUCGCCCGGCACCUGCUGAUGGCCGACUGCCAGGUUGCAAGGACAGUCGGAGUGACUCCCGAGGUCAAAGGUCAGAUGGGCGUGUCAUCUGGUCUGGAGCUGGUGACGCUUCCGCACGGUCGGCAGCUGAGGCUGGACCUGAUGGAAAGGCACCACACCAUGGCGAUAGGCGUUGCCGUGGACAUUCUGGGUUGCACGGGCAGCGUGGACGAGCGGGCGUCCACCUUAAACCGCAUUAUUCUGGUGGCGUUGGAGCUGAAGGACGCGGUGGGCGACCUGUUCGCUUUCACAGCCUUGAUGAAAGCUCUGGACCUGCCGCAGAUCAGCCGCUUGGAGGAAACAUGGACGACUCUACGAAGGACCUACACACAGACCGCCAUCAGCUACGAGAAGACUCUCAAACCCUUCUACAAGAACCUGUAUGAGGGCACAGCUCCCUCCCCUGCGGUGGUCUGCGUCCCGCUCCUGCUGCCCCUCCUCACUUUGAUGGAGCGUUCGUCGAUCACGCCCGAGGGGGCGGAGCUCUGGGAGACCAGCGACCAGGGCUGCGACAUCAUGCUGCGCCACCUGGAGGACGCGCGCGACGUGGCCCACAACGCACAGCGCUACACCAUCAGCUCCCAGAAGAUCUUGGAAGGGUUCCUGUGUGAUGAGGACCUGUUGGAGGUGUUCAAAACGGACUUUCAGCUGCGGCUGCUUUGGGGAAGCCGUGGAGCCUCAGUCAACCAAUCGGAUCGCUACAACAAAUUCAACCUCAUCCUGACCGCGUUGUCACGGAAACUGGAGCCCCCGCCCAACACACAGAUGGUAAUCUGACUUCACCCCCCGAGCUGCAGCUCCCGUUCAGGUGGAACAUCAGACGGAUCAGAAACAACCCGCGACAAGGGAGAGAAGGACAAGCGGCAAGGGAGGGGCGGCGUUUAGCGAACAGAACGACCUGCUUUAAAAUCAAACGUCUCAGCAACCAGCUCCCCACAAUCCCUCCCUUUUCUCCAAAUGCCUGUUUGGUUCCAGACUUUAUAACUAUUUCAUUUUAAGACAAGUGGGUCACGCUCCUCUCCAGUCGAACGUCUUUCCGGGGGCUCAAAGGCAUCAGUGUCCAGUGGAACUUAACACAAUGACAGUUUAGUUAGAAUGCACAUUAACCACAUUGUGUGCACAAUUAACAGAUUAUUUAUAACAUCAGACUCGCAACAAUGAGACGUCACACACACGCGCACACAGGCAAAUGUGAAUGAAACAAGAUUGAGACGCUUUACUCAAGUAUGCAGUACCUACAGUUCAAUAAAUUAUGAAAUGUUUUUGGUGGCAGAAAUCCUCAGAGUAAAUGGUGACCAGUGCUUUUCUGUCACAGCUAAACGAACAUUUUGAAGGAGGUGAAGUAUUCGUGUGAGAACAGAGCAGACGAGAGGCUUAAAGGGAGACAAUUCAAAAUGUUGCUUUUCCUUAAAGAGCACGUGAUUUUGAUUUUGAUUUUUAACUGACAUUCCAGUUUAUGGAGAACAUAGUUCUACGUUUGGAGUAAUGAUGGAGAACAUUAAAAACAAAAUGUAAGGAUAUACCAUGAAAGAUGUUAAUGUACUUUGUAUUUAUUCUGGCUAAUUAAGCAUUAUGAUACAAACCAAGAGAUUAGUUUUGUAAACUGAAAUCCACCUUCAAUGCCGUGAUAUGUAUUAAUAUGUACAAUGUCCACAAGGUGUUUUUUUUUCCAAAGACAAAGACAAACUCAAGUAAACCUUUUUAUUUUAACAGGAUGUACAUACAGUAGGUUCAGGAAAGCUGAUCUGUAGCGGCAAUAAAACGUGUGUAAAUGUGAUGAGGAUGAUAAGAUUUUGGUUUAUGCAUAAACCUGAAUGAAAUGACAAAAAGUUGGUUAACAUGUGUCAGACGUUGCACAUAUUUAUAAUAUUAGCAUGUUAAUACUGGACUGUACAUAUUUUCUGUAGAUGGCUGACUGAAAAAAAUAGAAUUUAAUGAUUUUAUUAUUUUUAACAACUGUGGUGAGAAUGAAUAAAUAUGGUGCAGUCUGA